AUGCAAUGCGGUAUGGUACCGAUGCGAUAUGCACGCUCGCUCCAAAAGCUAAAGGCAAGCUAGGCUAGCCAGCUAGGCAAGCUCCAGCGGCGCGCGCGGCCACUGCACUGCACUAGACGUACCGCUACUGUAUACUGCUAUGCUAGCUACACGUAGACUUGCAGUCUGUAGCUUCCAGCGCUGUCAUGACUGUGCCUGUGAUCAGCUAGACAGGAGCCGGGGACAGGAGUCGUUUCUGGGGAUUUAUUUAACAAUUUCUGACAUUUUACUAUCAUCCCAAUAUUGAGCAUCUAGAUAGAAGGAAGAAUGUACUGAACAGUGUUUGGUUGAAAUGUCAAUGUUUUAAUCCAGGACUCCACGUUAUUGAGGCGAGAACUCUGAACAAACUGAAGCCACGCAUGAUUCAUGAAGCCUGUUCGUGACAAGAAGAAAAUCAUGUCAAACCCACUACGAAGAAAAAAGAGUAAAGGGGAAAAGUGUGUAUCAGAUCCUAAUUUGGUUGAGGUAUGUGAUCUCAAAGAGAAAACAGACAAGGUAAAAAGAUCCAUGCCUGAAAAGUCGGGCUUUAUCAGAGAAGUGCAUACUCCUUUGGGUGCUCCAUCUGCAAAGAGGCGUCGACAGGAGGGUAGGAGUACUCAAGGUAUCUCAGCCUUGGUCCUGACCCCAGCUGCAGCAACUAAGCAAGAUACCCAGGUGACAGUCAUCAAUACAUCAUUUCAAGAAGAUUAUAGUACUCUAUCUGGGAGCAGCAGUUCCAUCUUGGAUACAUUGCCAGUAACCAUUCCCCACAUAGAUUCUUCAAGAGCUCCAACAACUUCAGAAGAUUCAUUUGACAGCACAUCAUCAAAGAAUGAGCUACUGUCAUCAUCAUGGUCUUCAAUAUCCAAUGAUGAAGGAGGAGGUGACUUUAGUGAUGGACUGACUACUCCUCCAGUAGAAUCCUUUCAAGGAGCAAAUAGUAAUCUUGGUGAGGACUACAGAUUAGUGUCUCUGGAGACUGGGUCAUCAUAUCUUCUUCUUUUGCAAAGAGACACCCGAAUACCUGUCAGAGGACUUGCUCAAAUCUCUUGCCUCUAUGGAGCAGUUAUCAUCCAUGGUUAUAAGAUAAAACAACAGACCCCUAACCAAAGCAUUGCAACUGUCUUCUGUCCUGUCAAUGUCAGUGCAAAGUGUCUUGAGAUUGGCCACUCAGAGAGGAGAGAACUAGAGCAGAAAGAGAAGAAUGCAUUGCUACAAUCUAUUUCUGCUCUGCAGCCAUGUUCCAUGACAGCGCAGGAGGUACUUUCAGAGAUGAGUGAUAUGUCUACCUUGGUAUUAGUGUCCAAAUUGAAUCAUCAGCCAAGCAGCUUCAUCACAAGUCAUAUGACAUAUAAGAAUCUAUACAGCGGAGGUAGUGCUAAAAAGAUGCUGCAGAAGUCUGAGAUUGCUGUUUGUGAUAAGGUUGGAUUAUUCAUUAAUCCAGGGACAGUCCAUUAUCAGAAUGUGAUUCAGCUUCACCCAGACUAUGACUCCGCAGCUCAGAUAUUGCUUGAGGCUAUACAGAGUGAUAGCAGCAACUCUCCUAGAGUCAUGUUUGUAGGGCCAAAAAACUCUGGCAAGUCCACAGCUCUACGAUACCUGGCUAACAGACUGCUCUCUGUUUCACAAAAUGUAGGUUACCUGGAAUGUGACCCUGGUCAAUGUGAAUUCACCACACCUGCAAUUUUAUCCCUUCAUAUCAUCAAGGAAGCAUUAUUAGGACCACCAUUCACUCAUGUCCAGAGUGCAGAGAAGGCAUACUUCCUUGGAGAUGUGAAUGUCGAUGAUCAUGCUGAGAACUAUGUCAAGAUGAUUACUGCCCUCUACAGGCAAUAUUCUGACCAAUUAUCUCAUCUGCCAUUGUUUAUCAAUACUAUGGGAUGGGUUGAAGGUCUUGGACUGAGACUUCUUGGUGAGGUAGCCCGCAUCACUCAACCUACCCAUAUCAUCUGUCUUGGGUCACCUGAUGAGAGAUUAGUAGCCCUCUUCAACCAGAAUGAAGGAAAGAAUCUAAGUUACUUCAGUGUACCUUCUGUGACAGGGCAACCUCUCCUUCCUCCAAAGCAGUUCUUGAGAAUAGAAGCAAAAUGUCAAACAGACAGCUACCAAGCAUCUUCCCAAAGAGAGCUGAAUCUCCUAGCAGCCUUCAGUAAACUCCUUCCUCCCAAUUUAGAAGGAAAGCGCUUAACGGAUAUACGCCCACAUGUAGUGCCAUGGAGCCAUGUUGUUCUCCAUAUUUGCCAUAUGACUGUACCAGCUAACCAGAUCUUAUAUGCUGCUAAUGCUAGUGUAGUAGCACUGUGCACCACAAGCAAAGAGGAGCUGGAUAGAUGUCAUGUAGAGAAAGGCAGUGAAGGACUAAGAACUCUCAAGUCUACUCCAAUCAGUGAAUGUCUUGGAAUAGGAAUAAUUAGGGGUAUUGACCCUCAGAAGAAAGCAUUCUAUAUUUUGCCUGCCUUGGAGCCUAAUCUUCUACCAAAGGUCAACACUCUACUUGUAGGUUCACCUUUCAUCCCAGAAUGUGUCUUUGAUCAGCAAUUCAGUACUAAAGGAGCACCCUAUUUGAGUGAAAGCUUUGAUACCAAUGUUCCUGGAUCCCUUCCCAUUAAUCCAAAGACUUAUCUAAGGAGAGGACCUGGAGGAAAGCCACAAAAGACAUGAUAUUUCAUCUAUUUGUUAAUUAUUGAAGGCAUAGGCUAACAUUACAAAGGCCUUAUUAAAAACAAAAUUCUGAAUGUUGAUUGCUCUUGUUAUGGAUUAAAAAAAAUUCUUGGAGACACUAUCAUGAUAUCUUUGUUUGAAAAAUUAUCUUUUAAUUAAUAUAACUCAUGGGAAUAAAUUAAGAUGGUGUUUCUGGUCACUUUAUAUUUCACUUUUUUGAUGCUCGAAAUGCUGUUUUUACAGACACAUGUGAUAAUGGGACCUUGCAGCACGUAUAUCAAAUCAAUGUUACCCUCUGCCGUUAAUUUAUGACUCUUGCAUCGUUUGAAAGGAUGCAUUAGAGUAGUCAAGAUUUAACAUUAUCAUUUCAUUUUUUAUGCCAUUCCAAUCAUUUGUAAGGUACAUUUCUUAUUAGUCAAGAAAUACUAGAGUCGACAUCUUUCUUGAAGAUGGAUGCUUGUAGUAUAUGAAGUUUAAGUCAAUGAAUUUAUAUGAAAGAUUAAUUUAGGAAGCUAAUUUUCAGGCAAAUACCUGAAUUCAUGCCUGUUAAUAUAAUUUUAGACCAUAGAAAAGCUUUUUGUGUAUCAAAUUCCUUUGUUUUAAGUGAUUUUCUGCUGUUCAAUUAAUUUCAAGUGCUUCUUUCAACAAUAAAAAAAGGGGAAGCAUUAAAAAGAUUCUUGAAUUAGAAGUGUUACAGGAUAUUAAAGCAAAUAAGAAGCAGAGGCUUUAAGAGAUCCAGAUCAAAUGAUAGAUUAGAGGGGCAGCGGUUGUGUAAUAACAAUUGCUUGCCCCUUCAAUUCUUUGUAAAUUCUUAAACUUGUGAUGCUUCUGACAAAGAUUGGCGUAUUGUGAAAGGUUGCACUGAAGAGAAGCAUAUCUAAACUUCCAUCUUUCUCAUUUGUGCAUUAUACUUUAUUGAAAACAUAUUUUGGAUGUCAAAAUCAAUUGUUACAAUUUUGAGAUUAAAAGGCUCAUUCUGAUAUAUAUAAUAUAGCACACAUAUACACAUGAACAAUAGAUAUUGAACUGAAAAGUCAUGUAUGAAAUCAUCAUGAACAUACAAUAUUAUUAGAUUGUUUACGCGAUCAAUUCUAGUUUAUAAGUACCAUUUCGAAAUUCUCAUAUUUUAAUAUACAUGGGGUAUUUUAAAGUAGUGAAAAAUAUUUGAAAAUAUUUUUAUUUUUUUUUUUUAUUUGACUUUAAACUCUCAAGAUAUUUGAAAACUAUAUCAUUUGUUUAAAUAUCAGCUGUCACAACAGCAGUUUCUAUUUGCUUGUUUAAUUUUAGAAAGAACCAAUUUGGUUACUUAUUAAAUAUUGUAAACAGAUAAGUUACAAUAUUUAAACAAAAAUAAUAAAAAUCUUACCCAGUUCCUUCAAUUAGCUCAAUAUUUUGGCUAGCCAAAAGAUAAUUAAGCUGGCCCAAAUCACCCCAACAAAAAGUGCAGCUUUGCAAAGAGACAUGCAUACAUGGUCCUGGAUUUUUGCCAAAAAAAUGCAAAAUGCUUUCUGUGAAUUUUAGCCAUCUUGAAGGCUGGAAUAGUAGUGUAAAUGUUUCAAAUUGAAAUACAAGUAAAUUUGUGUCAGUUGGUCUUUUACAAGUUGAAUAUAUGCCAAACUCAAACAAAUUUUAGACCAGGGGCCUGUUUCAUAAAGACAAAUUGUCAUUAUUGUAACUUUAAUGGAAAUCUUUUGAUUGGCUGGUGAGUUUUGUUAUAGAAAAUGUCAUUGUUGUAACUCUAUAUGAAAAGGGCCCCUGAGUAUGUAAAACAUGUUUUAUACACCUCUUAUAGCUUGAACAGAUAUCUGUGAUCCCAAAGGCUUUGACGUAGACAAAGUUAUCUGUAUUUUCUUCACAUAGUGAAAACCUGAAUCAAUGUAUAAAAAUUGUAUUUAAUGAUAACCUUGAUUGAUUUCAUUGAAUAAGCUGUUUAAAAUUUUCUCUCCUGAUGACAAUACAUUCUCAAAUCUCUGUUAUCUUACAAGUUUCAUUCAAGUUUAUAUCAAUUUAAGGGUUAUGGAGUUCUCGUAAAACCAACCUUUUGCCUAUCUUAUCUUCACUUGAAUUUUUAUUGUUUUAAUGUUACAUUGUCUUUUUAAGUCUGAUCAACGAAGCUCUCCAAAUUUGUAUCAUCAAACAUUUCUUGCAGUUAUUAGUCACUGAAUUGUUUUGAUUUGAUUUAAAUGAGAAUUUCUGACCUGGGCCCCGUCUUACAAAGAGUUACAAUUGAUGUGAUCAACCUCAACUAUAUGGAAAUCCAUCAGUGUCAGAAUCAUAUCUAGAAAAUAUUUUGAACAUAUAUCCAUUUUAGAUGUUGACGUUACUGGCUUUCCAUAGUUGUGGUUGAUGGAAUAAGUCGUAACUCUUUGUUAGACGGGCCCUGUUGUAUAUAUUUACAACGUAUCAAGUUAACCCUAUCAAGGCCAGGGUAUUUUGGGAGAUCAUAAGGCUCGAGGGGGGGCCUCUCAAAAUUCUUUAUUAAUUUAAUUCAUGCAAAUUGCUAUUAAUUGAUUAUGCUAAUUUAUGCAUAAUUAGUAUGCAAAAUCAUACUUUUUCCUCAAACUCCCUAACUAAACCUCAAAUGUGCUCAUUUUGGGUGUAGAAACACUUUGUGGUGUUCUUUGGAAAUGUACAUGAAAAAAUUGCGAACCUGUAUUAUGUAUUAUAUUGUUUUUUGGCAACGUCUUAUGUAUUUUUCAUUUUUCGGGACCUUUUGUUUUUCAAUGUUUUUUCAAUGAACUUUGUCGUGGACUUUUUUAGAUCAAACAAUCUAAAAUAAAUUCAUUUAGACCAGCAAAACAAAGAAUAAUGAUACAUUUAUGAUUUUUGGUUGAAAACAUAAUUUACAUUGACUUUGUACUCAAAAUCAUGUUUUUGAGCAAUUUUUGGUCUGACAUGCACAAAAUGUUGCGUAAUUUUGGUACUGCGUACCCAGGCGUCGCAAAUUUGGUCUCAAAAGAUGCAUAAGACUUUACAGUAAAACCUCAGCGAGUGGUGCGGUCAAAAAAAUUUGCACGGCAAAAAUAUUACACAUUACCAUUGAGGGGGCUAAGCCAAUUGUAACCAUUUAUGGAAUAACAGAAGAAAUAUUUAUUACUAACUUUAUAGAUAUUGGUCAAAUCUCAGCCAAGUAGGCAAACAUAUAUAUAUUUUUCAUAUCCUACAUAGAUUAAAUCCUGUAUAGUGAUUGGUUCAAAUAGCAUCAUGUGACCAUAUAUAUUUCAACUAUGAUGUUGCGUGACUUCAGACCUCAAUAUAUUUUUCACUAUUCCAAUAUUCUGACGUCAUUCAGAAAACUGGAUAUUAUGCUAAACUCUCAGGUGCACUGGUCGCACCCAGGGGGGGGGGAGAAAGGGGGCCAUUCCAUUGACGAGUGGAUACCAAGCGCGACCAUGGGGUCUUGAAAAGCACCCUAAACACAUAUUCUGAAAAUGCACACCUUAACAAGUAUUGGCGUGUGAUGAAACCCUACCCUUAACAAGUAUUGGAAACAAAACGAUACUCUUGAACCCCUGAACAAGUACAGCAAUAUUUUAAUUGAGGUCAUGGACGUCUGUCGUCGGUUUCACCUUUACCUACAUCGUUGGGUUUAGUACAGCCCCAUAUCGCACCUCCCACACCUCGCGCAUAUCGUACUCUAAACACAUAGUGUUGACUCUUGGGGCAAAAAGUACAUCCUUUAUUAUAAAACAAUUUAGUCUUAAUUUUUAUACCAUCGCAAAUUUGACCCUUAACACGUAGCUUCCUAGCGAAAAUAGAUACCCUUUUUUCAUUAUUUCAGUGUUUUUGACACCCUUAUUAUGUUACGUAUGUAACGUGCCCUAUCUUGAAAAAAACAUCCUUUUUACGUGUCUUUUUGGUCGUGCAUGGUAUCCACUUGUCAAUGUAAGUGCCCCCCCCCCCCCCCCCCCCCCCCGGUAGGAUAUAAAACAAAUAUAUCAGGCGUUUCCUUCGAAAGCAUAGUGGGAAUUAUUAAUCCUCGGACUGGCAAAACGACUAUUGCCAGACCAACCUCAUAUAAAUAAUUCCAUUUUGCUUUUUCAAAGCCUGAUAUAUUUGUUUAUUCUCUAGAUGCCUUAAUGGUUUUGUUUUCACCAUUGGUUAAGUGGAGUUUCGUUUACAAAGCCAACCUGAAAUGGGGCUCAUUAGACAAAUAUUAUCAUGACAUAAAUGAGAAAGUAACUAUCCAAUUAACCUUUUUCAUGGGUGGUUUGUAUGUGCAAGAAGAAGGGGGGCUCAGAUAUUUUAUUAUAUACCAUUAGUAUCAGUAUUCCAUCUGAACACUUUCUAAACUACAUAUGUGUACUUGGUAAAUUCUUUUUUAAUUGCCAUUUGAUAUUUUUAUUUUGAUGAAAUACUUUAGAAGACAAUUUGUGUAAAUUGAUUUGUUAAAGUUUUGCUGUUGAACAGCCUAUCUUUCUCCUAUUAAAAUUCUAUUUAGCUAAUGAAGCAAA
Messenger RNA from Lytechinus pictus (painted urchin), 7133 nucleotides. Its product is annotated as polynucleotide 5'-hydroxyl-kinase NOL9-like. Gene Ontology annotation, biological process: cleavage in ITS2 between 5.8S rRNA and LSU-rRNA of tricistronic rRNA transcript (SSU-rRNA, 5.8S rRNA, LSU-rRNA). The transcript has 11 exons. Gene Ontology annotation, molecular function: polynucleotide 5'-hydroxyl-kinase activity. Gene Ontology annotation, cellular component: nucleus. Lineage: Eukaryota; Metazoa; Echinodermata; Echinoidea; Temnopleuroida; Toxopneustidae. Bases 406 to 2679 code for a protein of 757 amino acids. The record is from RefSeq and is a predicted model, not a curated record.